ACCCACGAUUCUCGUAAAUUUCUCAUAUUAUUGUCGCUAUUACUUUUAGUCUGUCCCCUGCAAUCCCAAAGUCUGAAUCUUUCAAGAUGGUUUACUCCUACACACCCACAUACUAUUCCACCCUCCACGAUUCAAUCACCUCUUUGUGCAAGAACCUUCUUCCUUCGAGCUUCAAGAGACGGCGUUUACCGGCCUGCUCCGAUCACCGGCUGUCGAGGCUGCAAUCAGAUAAUCUCAAAUGGCAGCAAGACUCUUUCCAUCAGAUGUUGAACCUCAUGGGUCUUCACAGAGAAGGCAUUCUAGCUCAAAAUGAAGUGUCCACAUUUUCAAAUCACUUGCUUGAGACCCUCAUUGCUUCUCCUCCUGAACAAGACCAUCCCCUUAUACUCAGAGAUAAGCUGCUUUUCUUACAGGAACUGCUUUAUGCCAAAUGCAUAUCGGAAGAAGAUUAUCAUGCUUCAAAGAGGCCAUUAAUGGAGAGACUAUCAGGUCAAGGAGCUGAAAUAGAAGGCAGUGAUGUGAUCGUUGGAGGGUCAAAAGACGCAAAAGAGAAAUCUUCAGAACAAGAAUGGUCGAUCAUCGACUUGAGGGAUGAACGGUGCUUGAUAAAGAAGGGGAAUUCUGAUUCUAAGAACAGGUCAAAAUUUAAAGGAGCUGCCUCUGUUUUUAGCUUUGGCUCUUCUCACAAACACAGAAAGAACAGGAUAGGAAAGAGCAUAUUCGAUUCACCAUCCUUGCAUUUGAAUUCAGCCCCACCAAAAUUCUCUUCUUCUGUCUUCAAAAAUGACUUUGGGUAUGCCAAGGAGAAGCCCUUCUGGAAUGGCGACUCAGAGAACCAUAAAAGUGGGGAUAAGUCGAAGAGGAAACCCUUUAGGAUUUUGUUUCGAAGGGAGGAUAGAGAGGGACAUAGUGCCCAGGAAAGAGAAGAACCAGCAUCCAGAUCAGCUAAAAAGCAAUGGUUUAAGAAAUGGAAGAACAAUGAUUCGGACGAUGAGACAGCGCCGUUGCCUCUGAAUGAGAGAUCCGACGGUGACAACUAUCUGGGUUCUUCACAGCUUGUUACGAGGUUGCCGUGGGAAGAACCUGACACCAACAUAAUGAAAGAGACUCUGCAUUCUGAUGCUUCUCCUUCUGAUAUUUUCAGUGAUAAGGUUUCCGGUGCUAAUAUUAAGAAGGAGCUAGCAAUGAUCCAGACAGGACAAAGCGCCACAAACCCAAAUCAGAAGAUUUCACCAAGGUCUGACAAGUAUGGAGAUGGUGUGCUGGAUGUGAGGACACAAUCCAAAAUCAACGUACGAGAAAUGGAAAAUACGUCCAACAAGAAUCCCAUCGGAAAACAAAACUACUCAUUGGAGUGGACAACGUUCGAAGAUGGCGAAAACCUCCACCCAAAUCUUUUUGUUCAUCAGGAUGGUUCAUUUCGCAGAAGCAGCAUCAACCCAUUUUGCCAGUGAAGGGAAGGGAAAAGAGUUUCAGAGAAAAUGAAGGCAUGCAAUUACUUAAUUCAAUGAUCUGUUCGUAUAUAUGAAUUUCACAAAACGUAUUGAAAAAGCAGCAGAGUUGUUCUAAAAUGUGGCCUUGUAAUUACUGAGUUAUUCGCAAUAUAUAUGUAUGAAUUUCAUAAUGUAUUGAUAUGAAGAACAUGAAGAAUUUUAUUCCCAAAGCACGCCUAAAACACAUCAAAAUCUGUGAUAAGGGAUGCCCUAGCGCAUCAUCCGUUAAAUCUAAUGUGAAUUGGGCUUGUGCCAAAUAUGUGUUAUUCGUAAUAUAUAUGUAUGAAUUUGAUAAUGUAUUGAUAUGAA
Molecule: messenger RNA, 1802 nt
Organism: Neltuma alba
Lineage: Eukaryota; Viridiplantae; Streptophyta; Magnoliopsida; Fabales; Fabaceae
Exons: 4
Coding region: 87-1454 (455 amino acids)
Source: RefSeq, a predicted model, not a curated record